Messenger RNA from Chionomys nivalis (European snow vole), 1808 nucleotides. RefSeq names its product glucosamine-phosphate N-acetyltransferase 1 (gene Gnpnat1). Gene Ontology annotation, molecular function: glucosamine 6-phosphate N-acetyltransferase activity; monosaccharide binding. The transcript has 6 exons. Gene Ontology annotation, cellular component: endoplasmic reticulum-Golgi intermediate compartment; Golgi apparatus; endoplasmic reticulum. The record is from RefSeq and is a predicted model, not a curated record. Gene Ontology annotation, biological process: UDP-N-acetylglucosamine biosynthetic process. Lineage: Eukaryota; Metazoa; Chordata; Mammalia; Rodentia; Cricetidae. Bases 387 to 941 code for a protein of 184 amino acids.
AGGCUGCAGACCGCGGAGGCCGGGACGCCCCUCCCCAGGAGCCCGGCGCCUAAGCAUGGUGGCCCGCGCUCCGGCCGGGCAGGGUCCUGGAUGGCCUAGGAACCGGACUGUCCGUGGCAUGGGACUUGGGGACAGUCCUCGCCCUGUCUGCCGCUUUUGCUCUGAAAGGGCGCUUAACACUGGGGUCCGUUUUACUGGUCCGGCGGUCAGAGCUGCUGAAGACACGCUCCGGCUCGGAAGAACCCCACCUGCUCAGAUUGUCUGAAGGCCUAGGGUUGGGGGUUCUGGGAUUUGUACCCCUACAAACGCCGUGUGAUUUCUGUUAUGUGUAGGAACUAAUGUUUGUGAAAGGCAAACACAAAAUUUGUUAAUAUUUUACUGGAAAGAUGAAACCCGAUGAAACGCCUAUGUUUGACCCAAGUCUGCUUGAAGAAGUGGACUGGAGUCAGAAUACAGCCACAUUUUCUCCAGCCAUCUCUCCAAAGAAUCCUGGAGAAGGCUUGGUUUUGAGGCCUCUUUGUACUGCAGACUUGAAUAAAGGUUUUUUUAAGGUACUGGGUCAGUUGACAGAGACUGGCGUCGUCAGCCCCGAGCAGUUCAUGAGAUCUUUUGAGCAUAUGAAGAAGUCUGGGGAUUACUAUGUUACAGUUGUGGAAGAUGUGACCCUAGGACAAAUUGUUGCUACAGCAACUCUGAUAAUAGAACACAAAUUUAUCCAUUCAUGUGCUAAGAGAGGGAGAGUAGAAGAUGUCGUUGUUAGUGAUGCAUGCAGAGGGAAGCAGCUCGGCAAACUGUUAUUAUCAACUUUGACUUUGCUAAGCAAGAAGCUGAACUGUUACAAGAUCACCCUUGAAUGUCUACCACAAAACGUUGGCUUCUACCAAAAGUUUGGCUAUACAGUGUCUGAAGAAAAUUACAUGUGUCGGAGGUACCUAAAGUAAAGAACACCAUUAAGAUAAUGCUCCAGGGCUUUCCUGUUCAUUUCUGUUGCUGCAGCGCAGUGAGCUCCAUUCCGUCUAGACUGGAAGACUGCAGUGGUGACAAGAGCAUGCCUGUGGCUGCUGCGGCCGCUCUGCGUCACAAGAUUACAAAUGACCAUAAAGGGGAUGAUUUUUAACCAAAGGAAUAUAUUUUCAACUUGAAUCUUUUCUUGCAUUGUAUUUUUCUAAAGUUUGUCUUCAUUUCUGAAGUAGUCAAGAGUAUGGGUAGUAAAGAGUUGUAUCUGCUCUAUGCUGCUCAUUUUUAAAUGUAUAUAUACUGAAUAAGGCUUUUAUCACAUAAAAUUAUCUUCGCCUCAUAUACCUAAAUAGACUUAAGGGUGCAUCAUUUCUCACAUUAUAGGGAGUUGAACACAUCUAUUGUUAUAACUAGAUCAUCUAAACAUUGCUGAUCCUAAUACUCCACACACUUGGACAAGGUACAACAGUUGAAAUAACUAUUUUACUAAGUGUUGGUACAGUUCUGUGCAGACACCGCACCACCUGUCUCAUCUGUAAAGUGAUGUCAGAAUUACCCAAGGGCAGGUCAGUGGGUGAGCAGCUCUCACUCAGUGGAGGCACUUUCACCCUGGUUUCCAUAUCAUGGGCAUCUGAAGCUUUUGAGCUGCCAAAAAAAAAAAAAGUGUGGUACUGUCUUUGUUCCAUCCUUGAAAAAAAAGUAGCUUUUCUAUUUCUAUGAUUAUAAUGGUAUUAUUAUUCUGGUCCUGUUUUAUUUAUUUUAAUGAUUUUUAAAGGUAGAAUUAGACACUUAUUAACAAUGGUUCUAAUCUUUUUUGUAUUCCAUGUUAUUUACAUUAAACUUGUUUAUAU